UCGCCGGGGUGAUCCCGCCAGCUGAGGGGCGGCAAGAGGCGGCUGCUGGCAGCGCCCUCGGGGGCGAGGGCCCCGCGGCCACCGCCAGGGUGACUCGAGCCCCGGUGCCGGGGAUGGUCGGGGCCCUGGCCGGUCCCCGCGGGCAGCCGGCUCCCCCCCUCCGGCCGGCAGAGCAGAAGCUCUUGGAAUAGCUGACAGCAACACUCUGAGUAUGGGUCUCAGAGAAGGAGUGUGAAGGGCAGCACCCCAGCAACCAGCACUGAAGAUAAUCCGCCUCCCUCCAGAAAAUCUUCCAGACAGAAUACUCCUGCUUCCAGCACCAUGGCCUCUGACCUGGAAAGCAGCCUCACUUCCAUAGACUGGCUCCCACAGCUUACUUUAAGGGCUACUAUUGAAAAAUUAGGGGGUUCCUCACAAGCAGGACCUCCAGGGUCUGCCCGAAAGUGUCCACCAGGCUCACCAACAGAUCCUAAUGCCACACUGAGUAAGGAUGAGGCUGCAGUGCACCAAGAUGGGAAGCCACGUUACAGCUAUGCCACUUUGAUCACAUAUGCUAUCAACUCAUCGCCUGCCAAGAAGAUGACGCUUAGUGAGAUCUACCGUUGGAUCUGUGACAACUUUCCCUACUACAAAAAUGCUGGUAUUGGUUGGAAGAACUCUAUUCGUCAUAACCUCUCUCUGAAUAAAUGUUUUCGAAAGGUGCCUCGACCGAGAGAUGAUCCAGGGAAGGGCUCUUAUUGGACAAUAGAUACAUGUCCAGAUAUAUCUCGCAAGAGGCGGCAUCCUCCAGAUGAUGACAUACCGCAAGACUCCCCGGAACAAGAGGCAAGUAAAAGCCCCCGAGGGGCUGUUCCAGUCAGCACAGAAGCCUCUUUACCACCUGAGGCCACCCCUCAGAUGUCGAUCCAGAGCACCACCCCCAUUGCCAACUACAGUCAGCAGGGUGCAGGGCCUGUGGAUGUUGCCUCUACAGUAGCCGGGGGGCAGGGCCGUGAAGGGGCUGAUGUGCCACCCCCACUGUACAGUGCCAACCAUGACUUCAAGUUCUCCUACUCUGAGAUCAACUUCCAGGAUCUUAGCUGGUCCUUCCGAAAUCUCUACAAAUCCAUGCUGGAGAAAUCAUCUUCCUCUCAGCACGGUUUCUCUUCACUCCUUGGUGACAUGCAGCCCUCCAACCACAAUUAUUACAUGUACCAGCAGCAGCAGCAGCAAGGCCCCUCCUCAGUGGGUGCUGCUCCCCCACUCCACACUCCAACCCCAGAGGGUUGCCCAUCCCAAGGCGGAAAGCAGCAGGGUGGUGAGGGUUAUGGCCCUCCACCAGUGAUGUCCAUGCACCCGCCCCCAAUGCAGCAUGGAGGCUACCACCAGCAUCAACAACAUCACCCGCACUCCCACCCACAGCAGCAGCCACACCAGCACCAGCAGCAGCAGCAGUCACAGGCUUCAAUCAACAGUGCUGGCUUUGCGUUUCCCCCUGAUUGGUGCUCCAACAUUGAUUCCCUGAAGGAAAGCUUCAAGAUGGUAAACCGGCUGAACUGGUCUAGCAUUGAGCACUCCCAAUUCUCAGAGCUGAUGGAGAGUCUGCGCCAGGCUGAGCGGAAGAACUGGACGCUGGAUCAACAUCAUAUUGCCAACCUCUGUGACUCCCUUAAUCACUUCCUUACCCAGACUGGUCAGCUCCCUCAUCUGGUUGGCCCACAGCAGCCCCCUCGAAUCUCUGAUUCUUGUGCCCUGAACAGUGGCAAACAGGAGCAAUCCAUGAACCAAGUGAACUCCUAUGGUCAGCCCCAGCCUCCCCAUCUCUUCUCCGGGCCAUCUCCUAUGUACCAGAUUUCCACCCAGGACUCUCCAGGAUAUAAUCGCCCAGCUCAUCAUCUGGUCCCCCGGCCUCCAGGACCUCCUCCAGGCGCCAAUGAGGAAAUCCCCGAUGAUUUCGACUGGGACUUGAUCACCUAGCGAGUUACAGACUUGAUAGGCCGUCCUUUGUGAGGGACGUGGGAGGGGAGGGAGACAUGGGGUCAAUGGUGUCAGCACCGCCCUCCCCAGCCUCCCUGCCUUGCCUGUAUAUAGAUAUAUAUUCUCUAUCUCCGCCAGAGAAGCCACCGCAAGAUGCUGCCGAAGAUAAUCCUUCCUUGCGUCCUGUUUUAUCUUCUUUUCUUCUUUUGUUUAUUAUUAUUAUUGUUAUUAUUAUUAUUACCAAUAAUUGAGCACAGCCCUCCCCCUCCUCUGGUGGCCUCGGACGCAUCGGAUCAGCUUUCAUGUUGUGUAGUGCCCUAUGGAGGGCAGAAAGAUGGGUCCUUGGUGCCAUGAAAAGACCUUGGAAGGCUGAAUCCUCGAGUGCAUCUUUCUCUGCCUCCGUCAUUUUGCGUUUAACAAUCCCUCUUUCCCUUCAAGGUGGCCGGUGAAUCUGUUGUAUUGGCUACUGGAGUGAGAGAGCCUAGUGGACCCUGGGAGCCUGUAGUUAUGUUGUUUCGUAAAUGUUGUAAAGGUCAGGGGGCUGAAGGGGCACUGGAGGGGUGAUCUUAGCUCUGUGAACUUUGUCACACCAGCAGGAACAGCAAGAAAAGAAGUGGUGUUCCCAAGUACAAAGAGAAGGUAAUCCCUGAGGCAGGGAGAGCUAAGCUGAGCUGGGAGGGCAGACCUGAGUUUGGAGAAAGGAGAACGGGGCAGAGAUGGUAUUUCAGCAGUGAAGUUGGGUUUCACAAUGUGGUGCCAUCUGUGAAGACAGAGAGAUUUUGAAGGGAAUCCUGACCAUUUCCUACACUGCUUUUUGCAGUCUCCAGGUGAAGCUUAAAUACCCAUCAGAUAAAAGAAGCAGUCAGGGGUCUCACAUGUGAUUCAGAAAAUUCUGUUCCCCAGAGCUUUUAAUUUCACCCCCUAUCCCUUCAAGCUCUUCUUCAAAACAUGUAGUGAGGCUCUUACUUGCAUAUGCAAAUUUGGAAAUUUUCUCCCAUCAGUAUUUGUCCAAUUGUUAUUUGGCCCUCUGCCCCUCAGAUUUCUUUGGAGACUGUCUUUGCCUGUGUUUUGAGUGCCAGCAGCAGGAGCCUUGUUGCGUACGUGCAUGUCCUCUGUCAGGGGUUCCCACUUGGUGAACGGGCUCGUGGUGGGCAGAUGAAGCUGCUGCACAGACUGGGGGGGAACUUGAGGGACUGCUGGUCAAGGGCUGGACCCUCUGGUCAGGUACCGGGAGGCCCUCACGAGCAGUUUUUGUAAGACGGGCAUUAGAAGAGAGAGGAUGAAGCAGGGCAGGCUUUUAAACCGAACAGCUGAAGAGUGUAGUAUAAAAGGGAGGUGGGUGGGUCAGACCCCUUUCAGUUCGGCUGGAGAGAUGACAGCAUCUGGUGUAAAUCCUUAAGGAUGAGUUUUGUCAGCACUUGCAAAUCAGGAAGGUGGAAAAGGUGCAGGAGCAGGAGUGAGUGUUGAGAUGCCUCCUCCCCAAAGCUAUGUCCUGUGUUCCCCUUUUUUUCUGGUAUGGCUCUGUUCUGUCAAACCUCUUGCUUUCUCUUAAUAUUUUGUAAAGCCUCCCCCCAUCCCUAAUUCCCUGUUUAUCAGUGAAGGGAACAAACAUGGAGAUAGACCAUCAUGGCCACUUGACAUGGGGCAGGGCAGUAAAGUAAUAACCUCUACUAUGACUGCAGGAAGGUGGGGAACUGCCAUUGCUUUUUCAAAUUGCUGUAGGGAUAAACCAAUCGGAAAUUGGAUCUUUGUCAGGGAAGUGGACAGAGUCUUAUUGUAUCAGGAGGGGGGAACAACACUUUUUUUUUUCUUUUUUCUUUUUUUGUUUUUUUUUUUUUUUUUUUUUGGUUUCUUUUUUUUGUUUUGUUUUAAGUGUGUGUUUGGGGGGGAGUUCGUCAUUGAGUAUUUCCAAGAGAAAUGAGGAAUCCCAGACAGCUUCAUCAUGGAGUCAGCUGUUAUCUCUGCUGAUUCAGGAUGGGAAUAAUACAUCUUGGAAGCAUGUGUGAUAGGUUUCUGUGGGAAGUGGCACCAGAGAUAACUCAUAGCAGGUGCCAGUUAAUGCUUUGCAAAGGACAUUACUGAGAGCCGGCCCUAUGGAAGUCUGAAAACACCACCGGAAGAAAAACAAACCAAGAUGGCUCCUUCUGCGUAUCCAAGUGCUCCUCAUUUGCAUAUUUGCAUAUUAAGUUGUGCCUCAUUUGCAUAUGUAAAUACAUGCCGGUCAGUGUGCAAAUUAGCCUCGUUCCUCUGCCCCUGAAAUAAAUGUGCGUUGUUAGUGCGUGGAAGACAUCGGUGGGGUGGGCAAGCACUGGCCUGCAGGGAGGGGAGGGGGGCCAGCCUGGCCUGGAGGAAGGUCCUGCAGGCCCUUCCAGCCCGGUGUGGCCCCCCCUGUGCUUCGUGUCAGUGGUCAGGGAGAGAGGGGCGUGGUUUCACGAGUUUAUUUUUGUGCAUGCUUUCUUAAUAAAAAGAAAAAGUGAAUGUUUAUGGUUUAA
Molecule: messenger RNA, 4448 nt
Organism: Pipra filicauda (Wire-tailed manakin)
Lineage: Eukaryota; Metazoa; Chordata; Aves; Passeriformes; Pipridae
Gene: FOXJ2
Product: forkhead box J2
Exons: 12
Coding region: 322-1956 (544 amino acids)
Biological process (GO): regulation of transcription by RNA polymerase II
Cellular component (GO): nucleus
Molecular function (GO): RNA polymerase II cis-regulatory region sequence-specific DNA binding; DNA-binding transcription factor activity, RNA polymerase II-specific
Source: RefSeq, a predicted model, not a curated record